CCCUUCGAGGCCUCCCGGAUGCAAUUGCACCGCGUUAGGCUUGGGACGCUUUCCGGCCUCAUCCAUACCAAUUCAAUCAGCCUUGUCCCUCAUCUAUAUCCUGCGAACUGUGAAGCUCCACAACUGCUAGCGAUUCACAUAUAUAAGACGGCUUUUUCGAGCUCCCUUUCGCCUAUCAUCACCAGCACUCACCAAGAUUCCAACUCAUACGCCGCCGUUCACUUACUAAAGAAACGCCACACUCACAGACAGACUCGACCCUCCCACCACAACCACCACCACCAACACCACCAACACCACCACCAACACCACCACCACACAACACCACAACCACCACAACCACCACCACAACCACCAACACCCAAAAUGCAACAAUCGUACGUUCGAGUAACUAAACGCGGCAAUCAAGUACCGGUUGUCCCCGUCUGUCCGCCUAUAGACUGUCCGUUCAAGACGGAUGAUGGUACGACAUGUGGGUUGCGAUUGACCAAGGCCUCGGACAUUCGCGACCAUUUUGUGAGAGAACAUGGCAAAGGGCUCGUUGCGAAGCCGUACAAGUGUGAGCGCUGCGGGAAACGGCACGCAACCCCGAAACAAAGAAACAGCCACAAGGAUCAGUGCAGGAGGGAUCCUGCGGAGGAAGGGGGCGAGAUGGAGCUCAUCAACUACCACUUGGACCAAGUUGAGAGAGCGAUACAGACCCCUUCUCUCACCACCACCGAAGGCAUCAACACUGCAAUCGCUGCGAUUCUCUGUGCAAACCAAGAGCUGAGUGCAGGCCGUCCGCCAGCCGCGUCCACCUCCUCGACAAAGAAUUCCCCAACCCCACAGCCGAGCGCUUCUCCGUCUGCGCCGCAGCCGCCCAUGCUGGAGGUGGUACCCAUCGACCCGCAGCACGGCGGCCAUCAUCAUCAUCAGCACGAGGCUCCUCCGCCGGUCAUUUACUACGACUCUCACAGUCACAGUCACGGCGAUCCAAAUCCACCCGUCACUUACGCACCCGGCUAUCCGGCCCAUUCCGAACCCUCGCCCUGGAUUCAUCCUGGAACCGUAUACGAACCGGUCCACGCCUACAACAUCCAGCCCAUAAACCCGCGCAAUGCCGCGUCCUCUCGCAGGGAUAACAAUUAGGUAGUCUUGCAAGCGUCGCGAUCGUGGGGAAGGAGGGGGCGGGGAUAGUUACAUGGCGGCAUUGAUUCGAUCGCGGGACUUGGGG
Messenger RNA from Tricharina praecox, 1216 nucleotides. RefSeq lists its product as uncharacterized. The coding region runs from base 19 to 1131 and encodes 370 amino acids. The record is from RefSeq and is a predicted model, not a curated record. Lineage: Eukaryota; Fungi; Ascomycota; Pezizomycetes; Pezizales; Pyronemataceae. The transcript has 5 exons.